This is a messenger RNA of Drosophila obscura, 1320 nucleotides long. Its product is annotated as solute carrier family 41 member 2-like. The record is from RefSeq and is a predicted model, not a curated record. Gene Ontology annotation, biological process: monoatomic cation transport. Lineage: Eukaryota; Metazoa; Arthropoda; Insecta; Diptera; Drosophilidae. Gene Ontology annotation, molecular function: monoatomic cation transmembrane transporter activity. The transcript has 2 exons. The coding region runs from base 1 to 1320 and encodes 439 amino acids. Gene Ontology annotation, cellular component: plasma membrane.
AUGCUUAUGCGAAUCUGGAAUGUCUUUGCACUGGAAAUGGCACCCAAGAAGGAGAAUCAAACUAUUGUCAUACCAUUCUUUCUGGCCGGCAUGGGCACCACCACGGCGGGCAUUAUGCUGGGCAGCGUCCAGCACUGGACCGUCUACAAGCAAAUGAGCGAGCUGUUCGUGAUGGUGCCAGUGCUAUGCGGCCUCAAGGGCAAUCUGGAUAUGUGCGUGGCAGCGCGUUUCUGCACGCACUCGAAUCUGGGACACAUGAAGCACAAAGGCGACAUCUGGAAGAUAGUCAUCGGCAAUAUGGCGCUAGUUCAGGUGCAGGCCAUUGUCUGCUCCCUGCUGCUGUCCACGUUCACGCUGAGCAUCAGCUCCGCGGUGGCCCACAAGCUGAGUUUCGAUAACUUUUCGACGCUGACGGCGGCGGCCCUGGUCACAUCCAGCACCGCGUGCAUGAUCCUCGACUCGGUGCUGAUGGUUACCAUUCUGUUCUCGCAGCGCUACAGCUUCAAUCCGGACUACAUGGCCACGCCGAUUGUGGCCUCCAUCGGGGAUGUAGUGACUAUCAGUCUGCUAUCGUUCAGCGCCGCCUACAUGCACGCCCUGGGCAAGUCGUACAUGUGGAUUAGUGUUUGCGUCAUGGUCUUCUAUCUGGUGGUCUUGCUGCCCCUCUGGCUGGUAGUGGUGCUGCGCAACACCUACACCCGCCCGCUGCUCAUGAUGAGCUGGAUACCAGUGCUGGCGGCGCUGUGCAUCAGUGCGUUUGGGGGCUUUGUGCUGCGCUCGUCGGUGGAGCAGUUUCCGGGAUUCGCCAUCUUCUCGCCCAUCAUCAAUGGCAUCGGCGGGAAUCUGGUCUGCGUGCAGACCAGCAACAUGGGCACCAUCCUCUACAGACGCUCCAAGCUCGGCCAGCUGCCCAGGGACACGCGCAUCUGCGAGUGGCCUCACAGGGUGUACUUCUAUGGCACCGUCUACUCCCGCGUCUCGCGUAUUCUGAUUAUUCUCUCCAUUCCGGGCAACAUUAUUCUCGUGUACAUUGCCGAUUAUCUCUACAAGUCGCGCAUUACUGUUGGUGUCGUGUUCCUCGGUUCCUUUGCUCUGACCAGCCUGCUGCAGCUGCUCAUUCUGCUGUGGAGCGCCCACUUCCUGGUUCAUCUGUUUUGGAGGCACAGGAUCGAUCCGGACAGUUCUGCCAUUCCCUAUCUGACGGCUCUGGGAGAUGGCCUGGGCACGGGUCUGCUCGCCAUCAUGUUCCGACUGCUGCGCUCCGCCGACCAGGAAUACAGUGCCAACCAGCCUUGGCUCAAGUUCAACUUGGGCAUCUAA